CGUUUGGCACUGGACGAAGAGAACCAUCGGCUAACGUUGCGACUUCUUCUCUUUCAAUCAUCGUGUCGAUCUAACGGUACGACCAUCAAAGACGGCCGUGGUCGCGAAGAGAGUCAGUGGUGUUCAUCCAUUCAGUAGUAUUCAGUUAGUAGUAGCAUCAAGAACCAGGAGAGUUCCUGGGCGGUAGUUUUUAUCCAUCGAGUCUUAGGAAGUUUGACUUUGAGUGGUACUUCGCGCGACUAAAGACCUUCGCGUUUCCGGGGUCGUAUAAAGCGGUUUUGGCUGUUCAGUAAAUCGUUACGUUUCGUUUGGUAGAUGCGAGAUAUUUGUGUAGGCCUUUUUGGUGAAUUUCGCGAAAAUUGUGGAUCGAGAAUUCCGUUGAAUAUCGGAAAGCCAUAAUCUUAUACCUGCACCUCCAAGAACUGAUUGCCAGAAAUCGAUUAUUUGGAUAAUCAAAGAUGUUUAUGAACAUGAAGACGAUACUACUUCUCAUGUUGGCAAUCGCCUAUACUGUAGCUGAUGAAGAAGAUACCGAAAGCGAAAUUGUUGAAAUUCCUGAGAAACCCACUGGAAUGACAAGUAUUCUUGAUGACUGUGAUCCAGAGAUGAUAGGGUUUGAACUGAUAACAGGCAACGUAUUUUCUGCACCAGCAAACGUACUGGAUUCGAUACCCGGUACUCUGAUGCUGACAGAUUGCCUCGAGACAUGCCAAGGAAACGACAGCUGUCAAUCUGUCAACUACGAAACAGGACUCUGCGUCCUCUUCAAUUCGAACGCCGACAUGUUGCCAGGUGCGCUGACCAGAUCCCAGUUCCCAGUAUUUACCAUCUACGCACAGAAGAGCUGUUUGGGAAUAAAGCCAUGCGAGAGGGCUUGGUGCAUAGACCGCGUGCAGAACCACAAGCUUAGCGGAUACACCAAGAACAAACAUCAGGUGUCUUCACGUCAAGAAUGUCUGGAGCUGUGUUUGGGAGAGAAUGAAUUUGCAUGCAGGUCUGCCAACUACAAUAACGCAACAGGUGACUGCGAGCUCUCCAACAUGGACAGGAUCACCCUGGCCGGCACCAACGCUUUUCAGGCUGCUGACGGAAUCGAUUACAUCGAAAACAACUGCGUCGACGAACCAACCAAACUCUGCGAAUUCAAGAAGUUGAACGGCAGGAUCCUGAAGACAGUCGAUUCCGUAUACCAAGACGUCGGAUCAGUCGAAGAGUGCAGAGAAUUGUGCUUGAACUCCCCCUACAGAUGUCACUCCUACGAUUACGGUGACACCGGUGAGAUGGUCUGCAGACUUAGCCAUCACUCCAGGGCCACUUUGACCGACAUUCAGGAUCCCUAUUUGGAAGUCCCGGAAGCAUCCACGUACGAACUCAGCUCUUGCUACAACGUCAGCAUCGACUGCAGGUCCGGCGAUAUGGUGGCGAGGAUCCAGACCAACAAACUGUUCGACGGUAAGAUCUACGCUAAGGGAAGCCCGAAUUCAUGCGUUAGGGACGUCAACAACAGCCUGGAGUUCGAACUCAACAUGGCCUACGACAACCUCGAGUGCAACGUGAGGAAAAACGGAUUGGGCCGCUACAUCAACGACGUCGUCAUCCAACACCACGAUAAGAUCGUAACCAGCUCAGAUUUGGGACUUGCUGUCACCUGUCAAUACGACCUAACGAACAAGAGCGUCACCAACGAGGUAGAUCUAGGUGUUAAGGGAGAUAUCACACCAGCGUUGUCUGAAGAAGUCACUGUGGACUCACCAAAUGUAGCCAUGAAGAUCACAGACAGAAACGGAGGAGAUGUUAUGCCAUCCGCUGAAGUCGGUGACCCACUUGCUCUCAGAUUCGAGAUCAUCGACAAGAACAGCCCAUACGAAAUCUUCGUCAGAGAAUUGGUGGCCAUGGAUGGUGUGGACUCGAGCGAAAUCGUUCUCAUCGAUUCUGACGGUUGUCCAACUGACCACUUCAUCAUGGGACCCAUCUACAAGUCUGUUCAAUCAGGAAAGAUCCUGCUCUCCCACUUCGAUGCCUUCAAGUUCCCAUCUUCAGAAGUUGUUCAAUUCCGCGCUCUGGUAACACCAUGUAUGCCAACUUGCGAACCAGUCCAAUGUGACCAGGAAGAGAGCACCGGAGACCUCAGAUCCGUCAUGUCCUACGGCAAACGUAGGAGACGUCGUUCCACCGACGCUCAAGAUGAUCUCCUCCUGGUACAGAGCAUCCAGAUCAAGGACAAGUUCGGUUUCGAACGCGACAACAAAUCAGCUCUUCUCAACGAAGCCGUAUUCCUACCUAACGAAGCAGGAGUUUGCAUCAACAUGGCUGGAUUGGUCGUAGCAUGCGCUGUCUUCUUGGCCGCCCAGAUGACCCUCAUCGCCGCCUGGACCUUCGUCUGGCAGAAGAGGCGAUCCAGCUCUAAACUAUCAGGAUGCGACAAUAUGUCAGUCACCAUGUCCAUUCCACCGUCCGCCAUGAACUCCAGCAGGUCCGACAGUCUGUGCAAGCUUUACGACAGCGGAUACAGCCAUCCGCGUAGAUUUUAGGUUAAAACAGUGAUUUUUAGAGGCUAAGACGGACCUGAGUGGAAAUUCGGCUUUAUUCAGAGACUUGCAGCAUGUUGUUCAUCAGUGAUGUGAUUCUGCAGGUCCGUCUAAACAGAGCCUCUGCAAUCGAGGACUGACACUCAAAAUUUGAAGGAAACUUCAGUAAUGGUUGCUACGCAUCUUCGCUAUGCUCUUAACUUAGGUGUAUUUAGGAAAAUCAUAUUGAGAUCCCGCUUAAUCACUAGAUUUCUCACACAGCCAUAAUAUGUCUUCUUUGGUUAUUUUAUAAUUGAAAUCAACUCUGAAGAAAGUAUAAAGAUCUAACAGCCACGAUACCGUUCCUCAAGUAUUAUUUUAUCGUCAACGUUUCAAGCUAUCGAUCCCAUUAAAAUGUCGGUACCAUCAUGAUCCGUUCAAGUUCCUAAGGCACCAGGUAGAUGUACGUUGGCAACCCUGAACUCCGUAGACCCUGCUGACCUAAAACCCGGCUCGUAAAGGCGAGUCGCUUAAUUCGCAUCGACACCUCGCAUUUUCCCAUAUCAUAUUGCAAGGUGAAUCGUUAUCCUCCAUUCAGCUAGUGCCACAUCUUGAAAGGUUGCUAGGGAACGGCAUCGUGGCAGAUUACUGUUGUUUUUAAAGUCGCAAAUGCAUAACUGUAAAGCGGGACUCGGUCUCAGCGUAUAAUAAAUAUGCACCACACCACGCUGUCAAGGUUACAACUGUCGGAAGUUGUCGCAACUCCGACAUACAAUAUGUGCACAGAAACGCGCCCAAUAUGGAACAUAGAGGAUGAUCUUAGAAGUCGUUUUUAGGCCUCGCGUUCAAGAUCGUUAGCAAGUAUGUUCGGAACGCGUUCUUACAGCAAAAAAAAAGCAGAAUUCUAUAUGCUUCAGGUUCUACGUGCACCCGAUAUGGCGUGUAUCAAUAUCUAGCAAUGUGUAGCAUCCAUUUUUAUCGUUCGAAAAAACCACUAGGAUCAUUUUAUCGUUUCAAUUAAUCAUCAUUUCGUAUGUAUCCCUGAGAAUGUAAGCUAUAAUUCCUCUAUACCGCAAUAUCUUUAAUUAAAUAAUUAACUGAUUAGAAAUCGAUCGAUUGGAUAUAAUUGAUCGGUGUCCAAUAUAUGUGUCGCAUACGACGUCUUAAGAUUAAAUACUCGUAUUGGAUUAGACACAUCAUUUUUAGCUUUUAAGGUAACGUUGCUGCAAUGUUGAGCGAAUCGAUCCCAAUCAAUUAACAAGACACGUUCUGGAAUCAAUGCAAGUGAGAAAUAUCAAUAUAGAUAAGGGAAAACCGGAACAACUGCUAAUUCCGAUGCGUAUGUCAGUCAAGCCAACGCUGAAAAAAAAAUAACUCGAAACAUCCGAAGUUCAGAUCACGUUUCAAAUUAGAAGGAUAAAUUAGUAGUUCCUGAACGCACCCCAUUAUCCAUAGAAUAUUACGGCGUUCGCACUGUCGCCAACGUAAUUUUGUACGUCGAAAUAUCGUUGGCGUUUUUUCUCUUAGCUUUCGACAUUGUGCCAAAUUGAAAUAGGGUAGAUUCCUUUUCUGAUUGUUGCCAGAACGGUUGUCGUUCAAAUCCUUUACUAACGCGUACGUGUAAGCUUUCGGUUUAUGGUUUUUAUUAGUUUAGAAGAUCGAUUAUUCCACAUUGUAGCGUUACGAAACCCGGUUCGAACGGAUUCUAGGACGAUCAAGCACGAAUGAAAAAAAAAAUAUUUUCUACUCUUAUUAUGUAGAGUGUGAGUAUAUGUGAGAAUGAAUGAUUAUUUAAAAGGCUUGUCCUGGUCUCCUUUGAGCCCGAGUGGUUGGUUUUGCAGUUUGUUUAGAUGUAAUGGAUGUAGUUCUUACGCAAAACCUCCUGCUGGUACACGCAUUAGACAAUAACAGAAUACCAUACUUCCUUAUUCUUGUUUUAUUAUUUAGCUAUUUUAAAUUUUUAGUUAUUUCAUUCUUUUAUCUUAUUGUAUUCAGUGAUGAAUCUAACAUUUUAUAAACUUAACUUAUGAAAUUAAUAAAUCUAUGAAAAUAA
Harmonia axyridis is the source of this 4560-nucleotide messenger RNA. RefSeq lists its product as uncharacterized. The record is from RefSeq and is a predicted model, not a curated record. Lineage: Eukaryota; Metazoa; Arthropoda; Insecta; Coleoptera; Coccinellidae. The coding region runs from base 459 to 2531 and encodes 690 amino acids. The transcript is spliced from 10 exons.